CCAUAAAAUUCAACAAUUUUUAUUGUUGAUAGAAAAUUGAAAUUAAAAAAAAGAAAAAUAUGGAAAAAAAUUUUGACGUUUUAUUCAAUCGUGAACAAUACGAAUUAAAUGUUUGCGAACAAAACAUUGCUCUAUUUACCAAAUACAUCGAUGAUUAUGAACAUUUGAAGACAAGGCUAUCAACAUUGGCCGAUAAAACUCGUCAUGAUAUUAUGAUACCGAUCGGAGGUACUAAAUUGGCCUAUAUGCCUGGUUACAUUCAUCAUACGAAUGAAAUAUUAGUUCUUCUUGGUGAUAAUUAUUUUGUAGAAAAAUCAACAAAAGAAGCAACCGAAUUUGUUGAAAGAAGAUUAAAAUUCUGUCGGGAAAAACUUACUGAUCUUGAACGUCAAAAAUUCAUGAUUAAUGAAUGGCAAAAAACAGCUGCCAAUCUUCAAGAAGAAAAUGAUCAAUUUGUCAAUAUAACCGAAACGUGUACAGAAGAAGAAUAUCAACAAUGGAUACGUGAACGAAAUGAAAAAAUUCAAGAGAAAAACAAGAAUAAAUCGAAUAGAAAAGAUGCAAUGUCUAAAGAAGAGCUGAAUAAAAUUUUUGCUAAAUAUGAAAACGAACCGAUUGAUGAUGAUAAAGAUCAGCCAUUUAAAUCACAAAUAAUUGAAAGACUUGUUCCUGAAUCUCAACCGCUAGAUAAACAGGACACCAAAUCGAUUUCAACAUCGCAGCGUCCAAAAUCUAAAUUCAAAGCCAGCCGAAGUAAAAAUCAAUGAUUUAUUUUGUUUUUUUAAAUAAUCAAUUUAUUGUUAAUUUGACUAUCAUGAUUUAAA
Dermatophagoides pteronyssinus (European house dust mite) is the source of this 824-nucleotide messenger RNA. RefSeq lists its product as uncharacterized. The record is from RefSeq and is a predicted model, not a curated record. Gene Ontology annotation, biological process: negative regulation of phosphatase activity; negative regulation of transcription by RNA polymerase II. Gene Ontology annotation, molecular function: transcription corepressor activity; phosphatase inhibitor activity; chromatin binding. Lineage: Eukaryota; Metazoa; Arthropoda; Arachnida; Sarcoptiformes; Pyroglyphidae.